GCAUUUGUUCAUUAUACAACUAGCUUUCUCUUUUUUGUUACAUAAAUAGAAAAUGUUAGGUAAUUUAAUCCACAAAGGGUGAGAAAAUCGUUGAGAACUAUGAACUGUUUGUUUCAUUAGGCAUGUGAUGUACUUAUUAUCGAGCAUUUUUUCUGAAAAUAGCUCUGGGUUUGUAAUCCCCAAGCCCCUCCCCAGUCUGCCUCAAGUGGGAUAAAGCCUGCAGGUGCCAGAGCAUCUAGAAACUCACCGCAUCUCCAGGAUGUUUCCUCUAGAGUUCCUCUACAGCCUGUUUUACAUCGCUGUGGUCACAGACUUUGACGAAAAGAAGAAGAAAGUGAUCCAGUAUGACAUCUCCAAGUUCAAAAGAGGAGAUCUGCUAGAGGUCCCUCGAACUCUCUUCACACAUUUCGGAAUCUAUCUGGGGAACAACCGUGUGGCUCACCUCAUUCCUGAUAUCCUGCCAGUCUUGACUACCGAUGAGAAGGCCAUUGAGAAGAUGGUGAAUAACAACCGGCUGAUUUUAGGCGCGAUAGCAAAAAAAGCAAGUGUCCGGGUGGACUCGGUGGAGGACUUCGCGUACGGCGCAGAGAUUCUGCUCAACCACAUGGACAAAGUGUGCAGUCGGUCUCCGUUCGAGGGUGAGGAGGUGGCUAGGAGAGCCGAGAAGCUCAUGGGCUCCGUGGUUUACAGUCUGCUGUGGUACAACUGCGAGCAUUAUGUCAUGUACUGCAGAUAUGGCACCAGUGUGAGCUUUCAGUCCUACCAGUUCUGCAAAGUUGUGCGCAAGAUUGUGUGCAGCAAAACAAGUUGUCUUAUAAGUUUUCUGUUGUGCUUGUUCAUCAUGUUUUAUUUGGAGACUGUGUCCAUCUUUGGAAUUUUACCCACAUUUAUGAUCCCCUUCACUAUUUGGAUGGCAUCCUGAAAUGGAUAUUUACAUUUUUUUUUUUCAUCAAAUAACAUAAAAUAAAAAUAUAGUGUUUUAUUACACCGGGUCACCUAUUGGGCCAUUGUUAAAAACAACAACAACAACAACAACAACACACACACAAAAACAUAAGGAUGUGAUCUUUUCAGUACUGUCAUGUAAAGAUACAUCAGAUAAUUUAUUUUCUUACUGUUUGUUUGACUUAUAAUGAUAUCAGUAUUAAUUAAAGAAAAUGUUUUUGUUUGUAUAAAUGUUUGUGGCUGGAAAGCUAAUGUAUAUUAUUUAUAUAAUACUCGAAGUUUCUUUUAAAAUUCCGUGGUAUAUUUUGUAAAACCAUUGUAAAGUCUAUGUUAGUCAUAAACAAAUGAAUAAA
Molecule: messenger RNA, 1298 nt
Organism: Labeo rohita (rohu)
Lineage: Eukaryota; Metazoa; Chordata; Actinopteri; Cypriniformes; Cyprinidae
Gene: lratb.2
Product: lecithin retinol acyltransferase b, tandem duplicate 2
Exons: 2
Coding region: 260-922 (220 amino acids)
Biological process (GO): retinol metabolic process
Molecular function (GO): phosphatidylcholine-retinol O-acyltransferase activity
Source: RefSeq, a predicted model, not a curated record